ACAGAUCUCGAGAAGACUUGAGAGCUGAGGGACGAGAAAAACUAUAGGCUCCUCCCAGGUAUAAUUUGCACUUCGUUCAGGAUCACGAAGAUAAAUUGCUCUAUGAAGAUGAGAAUGUCACGACAUCCGCAUUUAGCAAUUUUCUCCUUAGCGGCCAUUCAUCUUCUACUGUUCUUCAUCUGCCCAGUCAGCGGCCGCAUUUAUCAAACGAACGAUGCCGUCGUCAUUGAAGUUGACGGUGUGGGACCCAGCAACUUUGCAAUUCGCAAUUUCGCAAAUCCUGCGCCGAUUCCGAUGAUGUAUGCAGUCAAUCCGUACACGGGCCUCUCUUACCAAGAGCAGCCAAAUUUUCCAUUCUGGCCUUACCCUCUCUACCAGCCGGCCAGCAGCGUCUCGAAUGUCGAUGACGUGACGACCAAUACCCCUCAAUCUCGGCAGCAGAAUAUUGCCUGUGGUGUCGGACCUGAUGCACCACCUCAACGUAAAAACCCAACGGUCGGCAUAGCCGGUGGAUCCAGUGCCAAACCGAAUUCUUGGCCGUUUGUCGUGGGUCUGAGGAGUGACGACUCGAAUACUGUGGUUUGCGGAGGAUCCAUCAUUUCCACGACGAGAAUCCUGACAGCGGCCCAUUGCGUGGACCAAUUAUCGGCGUCCAAAAUUUCUGCAAUGACUGUGAGUCUUGGCAUGCACACCCAGGGAGGCGGCAACGGUUUUGUAAAUGAUGCCCAGCAAACGAGGAGAGUUAGUCGCGUUGUCUACCACAAAGAUUUUAAUAGGAAGACAAAACAAAACGACGUUGCCGUCUUGACGAUAGACCCGCCCAUCAAUUACUCAAAGGCCAUUUCACCCGUUUGCUUGCCAGAAUUCAAUAACGCCGCCGAUCAAUUUGUCGAUAAAAAUGCAGUCAUCAUGGGAUGGGGAAAAGUGUCUUCAAGUGGAUCUCAAUGGAAUGAACUUAAGCAAGCUACCGUCCAGAUCACUAGCAAAGAAAAAUGCAACAAAAUUUGGGCAUUUAUUCCUAACUCUCCUUUUUUUAUCUUUAACCAACACAUCUGCGCAGGUGCUGACGGAAAAGAUACAUGCCCCGGUGACAGUGGUGGUCCAAUGGUCGUCCAAACGGACGCUGAUUCCAUUGCAUGGACCCAGGUCGGCGUCACCAGCUAUGGCGGAUGCGUUGGGAGCUCGACUAUACCCAGCGUCUACGCGAAUGUGGCGUUUUUCAGGAAAUGGAUUGACACCUACAUGAGGAGCUAAUCGCCGUGUUACCGCUCCCAGGUCCGAUUUGGCAGACGAUAUUACUCGACUUUCGUGCUGCCUGCCUUUUAUGAUAUUCUGUUUUUUAUUCCAUUACAUGCUACUUAUCACCACUUAUCUUCUUUCAAACUGGAUAUUACUGUCUUCUCCAUCAGUCGGGUGCUUCUUAGUGUAUUGAGUGGUUCUAGCACGAAAUAAUAAAUUCAUAGAAAUGA
Messenger RNA from Daphnia pulex (common water flea), 1469 nucleotides. RefSeq names its product venom peptide isomerase heavy chain-like. The transcript is spliced from 9 exons. The record is from RefSeq and is a predicted model, not a curated record. Gene Ontology annotation, molecular function: serine-type endopeptidase activity. Gene Ontology annotation, biological process: proteolysis. NCBI's taxonomy places the organism in Eukaryota, Metazoa, Arthropoda, Branchiopoda, Diplostraca, Daphniidae. The coding region runs from base 103 to 1254 and encodes 383 amino acids.